AUGAGAGAACGCCCUAAAGGUUUAGUUAUCAAAACUGCUGUUAGAAACAAGCCACCAGUAAUUCCAACACGAUCAGGACUACGUAGACAAUCAAAUGCUCUUCCUCCUAUUACUGAAUUUCAAGCCACUAGCACUGAAACGAAGAACAAUCACCUUCAGUCAUAUGAAGUUGAAAAUGAGCUUGUACUUGAAAAAAGCCCUAUAAAGAGUAAGGAAAACGGUACUGUUGAUAUUGAACAGAUAUUACGAGACAAUCCUCAGCUAAAUAGUAUAAACAUGAAAACGAACAACGAUAAAGCUUCUCAUGAAGUUUCAAAGAUAAACAUCAAAAAGAAGUUUACCACUUUUUUAAGAAAAUUCAAAUUUACUACUAAUAAACAAUCCAAAGUUAUACUUGAAGACCCACCUGCUAUUCAAACACCAACCACUCAUAUUAAAGAUGGCGCUUUAAGAAUCGAUUAUACACAUCAAGAAGUACAUUUUAAUGAGGCAUCACCUAGCAUAGUAGCACAUCAUUAUUUACCAAAGAAUUCGAUACGUUUACAAAAGUUUUAAUAGCCAAAGAAAACUCUUUCCCUUUCUUUUUAAUAU
Messenger RNA from Cokeromyces recurvatus, 591 nucleotides. RefSeq lists its product as uncharacterized. The record is from RefSeq and is a predicted model, not a curated record. The coding region runs from base 1 to 555 and encodes 184 amino acids. Lineage: Eukaryota; Fungi; Mucoromycota; Mucoromycetes; Mucorales; Mucoraceae. The transcript has a single exon.